AACAUGGACCAGGACGGCAUUAAGGGCAACUCUCUGAGUCCUUACGCCCAACACAAUUCUACCUCACCAGGCAAAGAGGACGGUGGAGGCGGGGGACGGCCCUGCAGUGACGGGGGCUUGGCCACAGGCACUUUGGGCACCCCCGAGAGACGCAAGGGCAGCCUGGCAGAUGUGGUGGACACACUGAAACAACGCAAGAUGGAGGAGCUGAUCAAGAAUGAGCCAGAAGAGGCCCCCAGCAUUGAGAGGCUGUUGUCGAAGGACUGGAAGGAUAAACUUUUGGCCAUGGGCUCAGGGCACAUUGGAGAAAUUAAAGGUACCCCAGACAGCUUGGCGGAGAAAGAGCGCCAGCUAAUGGGCAUGAUUGGUCAGUUGAGCAGCCUGAGGGAGCAGCUCCUGGCGGCCCAUGAAGAGCAGAAGAAGCUGGCUGCUUCACAGAUGGAGAAGCAGAGGCAACAGAUGGAGCUUGCCAAGCAGCAACAGGACCAGAUUGCCCGGCAACAGCAGCAGCUUCUGCAGCAGCAACACAAAAUCAACCUCCUGCAGCAACAAAUUCAGCAGUUGUAUGCUGCUCAGCUGGCAGCCAUGCAGGUUUCCCCCGGGGCCAAGCAGCACGGAGGCAGCAUGCCACACCAAACCAACCUGGGCACACACUCGCCACCCACCAACACACACCUACAGAGUGACAAGAGCCACAGCUCCCCACCACCACACAAGAAUAAGGACAGUGAGGGUGCACAGCCACUGAACCUGUCGGCCAAGCCUAAGGCAUCCGAGAGCAAGUCACCCAACUCCCCCCCAACUUCCCCACAGGUCAAUGCUGCUGCUGCUGCCACCAAGCUGGGCCCUGCCAGUUCCAUGAAGCAGAGCAUCGCUCCCUCCAGCAUCGGAGGACCACCAACCAGAGUCAGCUCAAUAGCCUACCUUAACGACCAUGAGGCGGUGACCAAGGCCUUCGCCGAGGCCCGACAGAUGAAGGAACAGCUGAAGAGAGAGCAGCAGGUCCUGGACGCCAAGGUGGCCGCUGUCAGCAACCUCAGCCUCAACAAUGGACGCACAGACAAGGACAAGGCUGCCUUGGAGAGUCUGAGUCAGCAGCUGAAGCAGCAGGCGGAGGACAAGUUCAACCACGCCAUGCUGGACUUCACCAUGAGUGGAGACUCUGACGGCUCCCCCAGUGUGUCAGACUCCAGAAUAUUUCGGGAGGCCCGGGGUCGUGGUGGCAGCAGCGAGCCUCACAUUAAACGGCCAAUGAACGCCUUCAUGGUCUGGGCCAAGGAUGAGAGGAGAAAGAUUCUCCAAGCCUUCCCCGACAUGCACAACUCCAACAUCAGCAAGAUCCUCGGCUCACGCUGGAAAGCCAUGACCAACCUGGAGAAGCAGCCGUACUACGAGGAGCAGGCUCGCCUCAGCAAGCAGCAUCUGGAAAAAUACCCAGACUACAAGUACAAGCCGCGGCCCAAACGCACCUGUCUGGUCGACGGCAAGAAGCUGCGUAUUGGCGAGUACAAAGCCAUCAUGAGGUCCCGCAGACAGGAAAUGAGACAAUAUUUCAGUAUGGGGCAGCAGAGCCAGCUUCCUCUGUCCUCGGCAGGUGUUGUCUACCCUGGUGCCCUGUCCAUGGCGGGAAUGCCUUCACCCCAGAUGCCCUCUGAGCAUUCCAGCAUGUCCAGCAGUCCCGAACCCAACGCCAACCACCACCAGAACCCCCAGAACCUGGGCCUGAAGGGGGACGAGCCUCGCAUCAAGCAGGAGCUACGGCUGGACGACAGCAACGGCGACGUGUACGACGACUUCGACUACGAGGAUGAAGAGGUCGAUUACACCAGUGAUAAUGAACACCAUAUCACCCAACGGGACGGCAUGUGAGCCAUUCACAUUUAAGCCAAUUACUGCUGGUUAAUCCCGCCCCCCCUCCCCCCUCAAAUCCUAAACCUGCCAAUCAGGAAGAAAACUUUCUCUUUUGCCAAUCACCCUCAGUCACAAUCUCACUCAACCCUGCAACGCUUUCCCCCUUCCUUACCGACGUGGACUCUAAACAGAGCCAGACCUGCAUCCCCUCCUCCCUCUGGAGUCCUGACACCAGCAUUUGAUCAAUCAACUAAAGCACAGGACUUGUCACUCACACUGACUGUUACAUGAACUGGAGUCUGGGAGGAAGAGACGACCAGAGACGACUCUGAAGCUCGCUGAGGAAUAUUCACGUACUACUGCAAGAGUUUGCGUCAUGCCACAAGUGAGGAGAGAACUAAAAAUCACACAUUUAGAAAAGCAACCUUUAAAAGUUUGUAGACGAAGAGAAAGACGGAGCAGUGGACCUGUCAAAGGCUAACAGAUGACACUUUAAGAUGGCGGACCUGUUUGUUAUCAAGAGACACUUUUAAAAAAAACAAAAAAAAAAAAACAGCUUUUUUGUUCUUUGGUUCUAUAAUAUUCUCACUCAGGUACACGGUGCCAAUAAGUGGCUUGUGAAUGUGAUUUGUUGUUUUUGUGCUUCAAGUUUGAAUAAUAAUAGAAAAAGAGACAUUUCUUUUUCCCCCUUUUGUUGUAAAGCACCUGAAGGACAUGAAACGUGUUUAUUUUUAACAAAAAGAUAUCUUUUCUUCAACCUUGCAGUGUGCUAUCAGCAGUUUCCCCCCUUUUUAUCCCAUGUAUUGUUGUGACUACCUGCUUCCCCCCCAUUUGGAAUCCAAUGGGACGGUCAGGCCAUGACUGACCAGUACAGCGUGGACUGUCCCACUUUGACUGGAUUUUCAGGGGGGAGAAGGCGAGUCACACUGGUGUUAUGGAGCAGACAUGAAAGCACUGUGUUGCGAGACAAUCCACCAGUUUUCCUCUCGCUCCUUCCCCUCUAACUUGAUUUUGUUUAGCGCAGAACAUCACUUAGCUCUAAGUGACUGUAUGUGUGUGUCGGUGUGUACUCUUCUUUUUGUAAGUGCGCAAAAGAAGCUAAAAAUGUCCACAAUACAGAAAGACAGGCAACUCA
Molecule: messenger RNA, 2986 nt
Organism: Solea solea (common sole)
Lineage: Eukaryota; Metazoa; Chordata; Actinopteri; Pleuronectiformes; Soleidae
Product: transcription factor SOX-5-like
Exons: 12
Coding region: 4-1869 (621 amino acids)
Biological process (GO): regulation of transcription by RNA polymerase II; cell fate commitment; positive regulation of chondrocyte differentiation
Cellular component (GO): nucleus
Molecular function (GO): DNA-binding transcription factor activity, RNA polymerase II-specific; RNA polymerase II cis-regulatory region sequence-specific DNA binding
Source: RefSeq, a predicted model, not a curated record